This is a messenger RNA of Cetraspora pellucida, 139 nucleotides long. NCBI's taxonomy places the organism in Eukaryota, Fungi, Glomeromycota, Glomeromycetes, Diversisporales, Gigasporaceae. The record is from the annotation of a GenBank genome assembly.
AAUUGUGGAUGAAAUUCUUAAAACUAUCAAAAUACAUGAAUUAUCUACUACCAUACAUGACUCAUCAUAUGCUAGUAUACUUCAAAAUUCAUGCGCAAUAAUCAUUGUAUCUCCUAUAAAAUAUCAACAAUUGAAUUAA